AUGACAUAUAUGAGAAUCCACAACCAGGAAGAAAGUAUCAACAAUUGACGAAACAAAAUGGAGGUAGAAUAGAAUUCCACGUGAGGCAAUACCGAGAAACGAGAUAUACACUUCAUUUCUGCAAACUUUUAUAAAAUAAUUCAAAAAAUUCUUCAAUGUCACACUUUCGUCGAUUCAGAUUGAGACACUCUUGUUCCCUCGCAUGUGCCCCUCAAAUUAAUUCCCACCUCCCUUAAAUAAUUCCACACUUUUUUUUUCAACACUAUAUAACCCAACUUCAACGAAAUUUGAACUUUCAAACCCCAUAAAUUAAAACUUAAAAUUAAAUAAAAUCAAACAUGCAAAUGCAAGAAAAACCCUCCUCUUCUUUAUCAUCAAAAUGGGUCGUCACUUAUUCAUCAAAAUUUCAAUUUUUCCUAAAAAUGCGUCGGUUUUUUAUCCAACACAAAAAACCCACCAAGAAACAGCCUUUGCCUUUGCCUUUGCCUUAUGAUUUUAAUGUUCAUGUUAUUAACAAUGAUAAUGAUUUACUAGAAGUGAAAGCAGAGGAAACAGAGGAGGUGAUGCAGGGGAAAAGCGACGGCGGCGACCGGGCUGACGGCGCGGUGUUGCAGAGGGCGGUGAAAGAGCUCCUCUUUGGGAAGUGGGCGGAGAAAGAAAACGCCGCUAAGGAGAUUAAACGUUUGGCGUCGGAAAAUGUUAAGAUGAGAAAGAGUUUAGGUGAGUUGGGUGUUAUUCCUCCUUUGGUUGCUAUGGUGGAUUCUGACGUUGUUUCUCGGCGCUUAUUGGCUGUUCAAGCCUUGAAUCAUCUCUCUGACGGCACUUUCACGAACAAGGCUCUAAUAUUGGAGGCAGGAAUCUUAUCAAAACUACCAUUAAAUAUUGAAGAAUUAGAUGAACAAUUAAGGCAUGAUUUUGCCCUAUUACUCUUAUCAAUAUCAUCACUAUUCAACACUCAAUUUUCUUUCAACCAAUCCACACUUUUUUCUUUCCUACUAAACAUUCUCCAAUCAAAUUCAACAACUGAAAACUCAAAAGAGGUAUGCCUUGGCACUCUAUACAACCUCUCUACUGUGUUAGAGAACUCAGGACCAUUGAUCUCGUUUCGAGUCGUGGACAUUCUCUUAAGCUUACUAUCUUCAUCUAGGGAAACUAUUUCCGAACAAGCUCUUGCUACAUUGGGAAACUUAGUAGUAACUUUCAUGGGUAAAAAGGCGUUAGAAGAUAGCGCGAUGAUGCCAGAGAGUUUGAUAGAUAUACUAACAUGGGAAGAUAGGCCUAAAUGUCAAGAACUAUCAGCAUAUAUAUUAAUGAUCUUAGCUCAUCAAAGCUCCAAACAAAGAGAUAAGAUGGCGAAAUCUGGAAUUGUUCAUACUUUGCUUGAAGUUGCCUUGUUAGGGAGUCCUUUAGCUCAAAAGAGAGCAUUGAAAUUACUACAAUGGUUUAAAGAUGAAAGACAAGUUAGGGUUGGGCCUCAUUCCGGGCCACAAACAAGGUUUAUUGCACCGGGUUCGCCGAUGACUGAAGGUGAAACUAGUGAAGGGAAGAGGUUGAUGAAGAAGAUGGUACAACAAAGCUUGUAUAAAAAUAUGGAGGUGAUUACUAGAAGGGCUAAUGCUACAGGAGAGACCACUAAGCUUAAGUCCUUGGUUAUUAGCUCUAGUUCUAAGAGCUUGCCUUACUGAAUAUUCCCUCCGUCUCAUUUUAUAUGUCCCAGUUGUCCCAGUUGAACGAAAAAUGUCUCACAUUUUUUGUCAAUUGGGGCUAGUAAAACGCGACGAACCGGAGGUAGUAACAUUUUUUCUUGAAAAGAAUUUUAGUAUGAAAUUUUGGAGUUCAAGAAUGGCUGAAUUUGCACAUAGUUUGGAACCUUAAUUACUAUAUUUCUCUUGCUCGGAGAAUCCAAAAGAGGGAUGAAGUUAUAGUUUCUUUUGAAGAGAACUUGUGUAUUAUUUUGGUUGUAAAUCUCAAUUGUUGAUAACUUGAUGUGAAUGAUGAAUUAUGAAUUUAAGUUUUUUCCUUUUUUACA
Spinacia oleracea (spinach) is the source of this 2029-nucleotide messenger RNA. RefSeq names its product U-box domain-containing protein 4. The transcript has 2 exons. NCBI's taxonomy places the organism in Eukaryota, Viridiplantae, Streptophyta, Magnoliopsida, Caryophyllales, Amaranthaceae. The record is from RefSeq and is a predicted model, not a curated record. Bases 339 to 1685 code for a protein of 448 amino acids. Gene Ontology annotation, molecular function: protein binding.